UGGAGGCUGCUGCGACCAACGACCAGGAUCAAGCGCAAACAAACAAGCUCUGAAGACACCAGGGACAAUACAGUCUCCUGCUCGGAUAGCCUGCUGAUCACAUUGCCACUCGACUGUUGUGCCUGAGGACUUUUGUCCCUGCCGAGCCGCCGUAGCGAUGGGAGAUAACAUGUCCAAACGGCUGAAGCUGAUCUCGGCUACAGAGGCAGAAAUGGAGGAGCGCUCUUUCCCAAACCCUUACCCCGACUGGGACCAAGGAGUCCUCACUUCCAACUCCGGAGCUGAUGUAGAUUACAAUGAACCAUUUGACGCCGAAGGAAAGGUGAGUGGAGCCUUCCAGAAGAAGGUCCAGAAUAAAAUCAAAGAUCUGCUCCUGCAGAUGGAGGAGGGCCUGAAGACAGCUGACCCCCAUGACUUCUCCACAUACACCGGCUGGACAGGCAUCGCCUUGCUGUACCUUCAGCUUUACCGUGUGUCUCAUGAGGCCUCCCACCUGCAGAGGGCGCUGGACUAUGUAAAGAGGGCCAUGAGGAUCCUGAAUGGACGUAAAGUGACCUUUCUGUGUGGUGACGCCGGACCACUGGCGGUGGGUGCGGUGGUCCACCAUAAGCUUAACAACUCUGCUGACAGCAACGACUGUCUGUCCAGGCUUCUCCAGCUGCAGCGGUCAGUUCUGAGUCCAGACUCUGAGAUGCCAGAUGAGCUGCUGUACGGCCGGGCCGGCUACCUCUACGCUCUACUCUACGUCAACAAAGAGAUUGGAGCUAACACGGUGGACGAGGAAACCAUUACAAAGGUGGUAACGGUCAUCGUGGAAUCGGGGAAGACCCUGUCAUCGGAGCAGAAGAAGACAGAUCGCUGCCCUCUGCUCUAUGAAUGGCACAAGAAGCAGUACAUUGGGGCUGCCCACGGUCUGGCUGGCAUCUAUUACAUGCUCAUGCAGCCUGCAGCAAAGGUUCAUCCAGACAUGCUGUCAGAACUUGUCCGUCCCUGCAUCGACUACGUCCGCCACAAGAAGUUUCGUUCAGGAAACUUUCCAUCAUCUCUGAGCAACGAGAGCGACCGUCUGGUUCACUGGUGUCACGGCGCUCCAGGUGUUAUCCACAUGCUCAUCAUGGCUCAUAAGGUGUUUAAAGAGGAGAAGUACUUAAAGGAUGCUGCAGAAUGUGCCGAGGUGAUCUGGCAACGAGGCCUGCUCAGAAAAGGCUACGGUAUCUGCCAUGGCACCGCUGGCAAUGGCUACGCCUUUCUGACCCUUUACAAGCUCACCCAGGAGAAGAAAUACCUGUACCGAGCAUGCAAGUUUGCUGAGUGGUGUUUGGACUAUGGUACACACGGCUGCCGCAUCCCAGACAGACCCUACUCUCUCUUUGAAGGUAUGGCAGGAGCCAUCCACUACCUAUCGGAGAUAGCACAGCCUGAAGCUUCCUGUUUCCCUGCGUUUGAACUUUGACCUGCCAGCUGAUGGGACUGAGGAUGAUGAAGGGCAAAGGAUGCAUUUGUGUUACAGCGUUCAACAUUGGUUAUCAGGAUCAGCCCAAAUAUGGACUGAACAGAGCAGUUUGAGUGCAAUUGUUGGAGUAAACCAGAUGUUUUUGUUUUUGAAGUUUUAAAUUAUAUACAAAAAGAUAAGGGGAGAUUAUUUUAGGACAAAAGACCGGCUGAAUGUUGUUACUCCAGUGGAAAAAUAAGUAGUAUUUGAAUUUAGAAAAGGCGAUGUUAAUGGAUGUUUUCCUCUGAGUACGGACAUUUCCGUUCUGUGGGGCGUAUCAGAGGAACACUCAAAUCUUGUCUCUCAAUUUUCCAGCUGGUUUGGACACAGAAGAACACGCCAAACGCCCUCAGCCUUUAUACGGUACCUCCAAGGCCAAGAAAGAGGGUGUGUACAUGUGUGGAUGUCUGUGAGUGUGUGUGCGUUUGUACAAAUGAACUAAAGCUGUUUUGGUAUUUCUAUGCCUCUGCAUGCUCACUAUAUUGGCUUUUGGUGCCUCAUAUCUUGUCAAUGUAGUGCUCUCCUCUUGUAUUUGUAGAUGUGCUGUUUCAGUUUUUCAGGUGUUUGUCACAUCAUGGGGAACCAUUCUCCAUUAUCUUCAUCACAUAAAGAGCAAAACCACCUUUAAAGUGUUGAUUUUAAGAUCACAGCACAUUUGUACAGCUAACUAGCAUAUCAGCUCGUAAAAUACACUAAAAUAUGGGUUCCUUUUUUCAUGUGUAACUAUAAAGUGUAACUGAAAAAUAGCUAUUUUGUUCUCUUGCUUUAAAGCUGAGUGUCAUAUUUUACAGCCUUGUGAGGCUCAAUGAGAGUGUUUGAUUGCCCUUUAAAACCAGUCUGCUCAGUAUUUGCUACAGCGAUUGUGCAUUAGUCUUUUGGCUUUUUUAAAUUUACAUUGUAAAGCUGAAGGAGUGUUGAAAUCAUUUAUUGGGGUAAUCGAGCGAUAGCAGCUUUGACAUCCUCGCUGGUAUUACGUCUGUAAUGGCAUGGAUAUUUGCAAGACCAUGGUCACCAGUUUAGACGUAUGAGUUUGGUUAAAUGCACACAACACACCUCGGAUGUCUCUAGUAACUCAACCUACUAGCCACUAAGGCUGGGCAAUUAAUCUGAAUUUAUAUCUCAGAUGCCUGGGCAUCUGAUCAGGAUGCGUCUUGGUCACCUCCCUGUGGAGGUCUACCAGACAAGUCCAACUGGAAGGAGACCCCUCGGGUAGACCCAGAACUCGCUGAAGGGAUUGUAUAUUUCAUCUGGCCUGGGAACGCCUUGGAAUUCUCCCAGGACGAUUUGGAAAAUGUUGCUGGGGAGAGAGAUGUCUAGGUUGACUUGCUUAGCCUCCUGCCACCGCGACCUGACCCCAGAAAAGCAGAAGAAAAUGGAUUUAUGGAUGGAUUAUAUUUCAGUCAGACCUGACAUGAUUUGUGGUUUUAAGUAAGUUUCUUAAAAAGCAGUUACUAAUUUGCACUCAUUGCAGAUAUUAAUAUUUGGUGUUGUAGCUGUUCUGGGACCCCCCCUGCCUUUCCACAUGGAAAACAUCAAGCAGGAAUAGCACACAUUCCAGCCUUUCCUUUGCUAUUUCUCUCCCUUUCCUGAGGCAGGGAGAGAAAUGGCAAAGAACCCAGAGCAGAGCUGGCUUCAAUGACAACAGAAUGACAUUGACAGGUCAGACGCAGAAUAAAGGAGGAGCUGGGGUGGAGGAGGGUUGUAAAAAGCAACUUGCAGAGGGAGCAGCAAAGCAAAGCCAGGCUAGAGCAGUUUAAAUAUGGCAGCAUGUAUGCGAUUAGCAAGUAUGGCUUAGAGCAAAUGAGAGCGUACAUCUCGCUGCUAAUAUUAGUUCCGCUCAGUUAAUCUAAUGACAAGCAAAUUAAUUUCUGUCAAAUUCUCCACAGAGAAUUUCCCCUUUGAAUAUGUUGCUGAAAUGCUUUUAUUAUGAAGCCCCAAUAUCAGGAAAAACUGUGUUUUUAAAAACAUCUUAACAGGAGAGAAACAAGAGGUCAAACCACACAAAUUCAGUCACAAGGUACAACAUAAUUAACACACAGUGACUAAUUGAAAAUUAGAGUAUGAACCUGUUUUCAUAUUUAUGAUCCAAUUCAAUUUUGAUCUUAAUACCCACUGAAAAAAAAAUUCUGUAGUAUAAAUUUCAAGUCACAUUGCCCACUUCUAGGGCUUGUGUUUAGCAAGAGCUUACAGUGCGGCCUUUGUUUGGUGACUACAUCCCUGACAAGAUAUGUAAAUGCCAAAACAGACACUAGGCGUGCACUUACAACAGGUCCAAUCGGCCUGUCCAAGCAAGAUGGUCACCCCAGUUCCCAGUCCUUGCCUAAUGUGAAUGAGGAUAACAUCAUGCAUUCUUAGCAAAAAACACUUGAUUUAGUUGUCCAUCAUUGUUUUAGGUAAAAAAAAAACCUAAAGUAAAUGUUUUUAAACAAAAAAGCCUAUUUUAAUAAAUGUUUCUGUGUCAGUUAGUUUUGUGAUUUACAGAACAGCAACUACAUUGGUCUUCCUCUAUAAAACCAAACUUAGGGUGAGUUUUACAGCUUAUUUUCCCCUUGGCUAAAGAAGACAUAUUUUGUCCCCACCAUGUGACAAGUCUAAUAAUUUGGAUUAAGUGUAUUGUGCUGAAAAAGAUUAAAACUGGUUCUAAUUUGAUGAAGAACAACCACCUCUGCAUUAGUGACAUUUCUGCUGACGCCAGGUUGACCUAGCUUGUUAGCUCUCUUCUGGCAGCAUGCAUUGGCUUUCAGUUCAAUAUCAAAACAAUUUUAAAACGUUUGAGAUUCCCACACAUACAUUUGGGAAGUGUUUUAUAUAAUGUGUCACAUGAGGAUUUUCUUAAUUCAGAGUUUUUUUUGGGAAAAGGUCUGGAUUCUGUCCCUUUUUUUUUGGCACUUGCCUUAAAUUUUCCCUAAACAGAUGCAAACCAUGAUUGCUCUCGUCUUGUACCUCAUUUGGUCUUCACAAUUUACCCUCAAUAAACUACUUCUCUGAACAGCUGUGAAAUCAGACGUAGGCCCUAUCUUGUGUGUUCAUGAGUUGAUCAGAAAUGGAAAAAUGGAGAUGCUGAAGGAUAUUAGGGGUCCUUAUGACAUUGCAUCAUCAUAGAUUUACAAUAGGUUUUGUGCAUUUGUAUACUAAGUGGCUGCACCUCAGUCAGUGCAUCCAUGCCCUGUAUUAGUUAUUAUUAUUUCUUCAGUAACGGCCUGAUAUCAGAACUCGCUUCUCUUUCUUAGUCAAACAACAGCCCAUAAAUCAUUUCAUUGUUCUUUUACUGUGGCUUGGGGUCCUUACAUGUGGUGUGCAUUGAUGCCUUUUGCAUUUACAAAUGAAUGGAGGUGAAUUAGGCAGGUGAAUUAACUUACAAGAGAGACGUAAGCUGAUUCUAAGAGCUGGCCCCCGUUUGAGAGAUGUUUUCACAUUUUCAAACCUUAGAAAAGGCGAAAGGGUGCAAAGUUAAGUGCCAUUUGAAAACUGAAAGACUGGCCAUUGUUACUGAGCUGAGCUAAGUGACAGAGAUCUCUGAAAAGAGGUGGACUAUCCAUCACUCCAAGUGAGGCUGAACAGACAAAUGCAGCCUUGCUUUUUGUUUAUUGGCAAUUUCAGCAGAUUCUGUCCAUUGAUAGGUCAUUGUUUAUUGCCACAGCUACACAAGGGGGUUCCCAAACUUUUCAGCCCUUGACCCCCAAAAUAGAGGAACCAGGGACCCCAACUUUACCUGGAGGUUGUUGAAUCAUAGUUAAACACAGCUGUGCACAUUCAAGAAUAGUCAUUUACAGACUUAUAAGGGUUUUUAAACAUUACUGUGAUUUCAGCAUAAAUCUCAUGCAAUGAUCUUAUUUUAAUUUAGAUUUAACUAAUUUUAUGUUUAUAUUUUUAUAAAAAUUGGUAAAAUAUCCCAUUUGAAACCACUUGGAAAUAUUCUUUCUUUUGUGAAAGGCAUCUGGCAACCCCCUCUUCGUGUCUUGUGACCCCCUGGGUGGUCCAAACUCAUGUUGAGAACCACUAACUAAUCCAGUCCAAAUGAUAGCAUCCCAGACCACCUCCUUUUGUAGUCUGAGCAAAGUAUUAUCACUUGGUAUCUAGAUGCCCAGGAUAGAUAUAAAUUCCUGUUAAAGGCGACAUAUUUUUCAAAAUACACUUUUUCAGGCGUUUGUAAGAAAAAUAUGCCCCUGACAUGACCACAGUCCCAAGAAUCAGACCCCCCCCCCCAAACACGAAAACUAAACACAGUGCUCAACUGUAGAAAUGUCAGCAUAUUUGGGAACAUCUGUGAUCACAUCAUUAGGUUUUAACAAUCCUGCCUUAAUAAACAGACUGUUGGUGUGCUCACUGUAAUCUGCUUUGUGAAUAAUUCUUACUGCUCUUUUCUGUAAUAAAAAUAAUGGUUUUGUCUUGCUUAUGUAAGCAUUUCCCCAGAUUUCCACACAAUAACAAAGAUAUGGCAGAAUAAGCGAGCAAUACAGCAUUCUCAUUACCUUACAGUUUAACAGAAAAUUUGUUUUGUUUAGAAUAAAAAUAUUCUUAGACACCUUUGAUUUUACGUGAGCGUUAUGAGAUUCCCAUGUCAGUUUGUCAUCAAUAAUCACACCCAGAAAAUGAAAUAGAUAUUUUCAUCUUUUCUUUUAUUUGUAAAAUCUAUAAACUUUGUUCUAUUUAGAUUAAAAGACAACUUGUUUUCAUCAAACCAUUUUUUUCAGUUUCUUCAAUUCAUUUUCUACUCUUAUUGACAAAGUUUGUAAAUCUUCUCCGAAACUUUCAUCUGCAAACAACACUGACUGCAGUGACUUUGAAACUUCUCAUAAAUCAUUUAUAUACAAAUUAAAAAGUUAAGGUCCCAAUACUGAACCUUGUGGAACUCCACAUUCUAUAUUGAGACACUCAGAAUUAAAACCAGAAAAUUAAACACGUUGUCUUUUAUCUAAAUAUCCACUUAACCAGUUCAAAACAACACCCCUUAACCCACUUGUCUGUAAUUUGAAAUUAAAAUAUUAUGAUCGAUGAUGUCAAACGCUUUCUUUGAAUCAAUAAAUACACCAAUAGUAUA
Messenger RNA from Cheilinus undulatus (humphead wrasse), 6533 nucleotides. RefSeq names its product LanC lantibiotic synthetase component C-like 2 (bacterial) (gene lancl2). The record is from RefSeq and is a predicted model, not a curated record. Gene Ontology annotation, biological process: peptide modification; carbohydrate metabolic process. The transcript is spliced from 10 exons. Gene Ontology annotation, cellular component: plasma membrane. Lineage: Eukaryota; Metazoa; Chordata; Actinopteri; Labriformes; Labridae. The coding region runs from base 158 to 1453 and encodes 431 amino acids.